This is a messenger RNA of Histoplasma mississippiense, 1572 nucleotides long. RefSeq lists its product as hypothetical. The transcript has 4 exons. The record is from RefSeq and is a predicted model, not a curated record. Gene Ontology annotation, molecular function: long-chain fatty acid-CoA ligase activity. Lineage: Eukaryota; Fungi; Ascomycota; Eurotiomycetes; Onygenales; Ajellomycetaceae. The coding region runs from base 1 to 1572 and encodes 523 amino acids. Gene Ontology annotation, cellular component: membrane; endoplasmic reticulum.
AUGCCUUCAAGCAACGCCUCCCUCUCUAGAGUGGAUGUUUUGUUAUCGGACCUCUUUGCUGACUGGGGUACCGACUCAACACUGAUUGCCUCAUUUAUUGCUAUCUUUCUAGCGUACAAAUUGUUCUUUUCGAAGGAUCCCGACACUCAUCCCUUCUUCCUUGCCAGACAAGCUGUUAGAGCCCCCAUAAGGUUGCCAGGAGAGUCUGCCAGUUUCCGCGCUCAUGACGUACCCCACGGUUAUCCGCUGAAGAGCGGGUUGAACGUGAAAGACCCUGACAAACCAAAAUGGACAGCAGGUCGCAACGGCGAUCUCCGCGACAUCUGGCGAGCGGCCCUCCGAGGCUCACUAGCCACCGAUGGGACCCCGGCAGGGAAACAAGGGAAAUUCUAUACUGUGCUCGGGAAGGACGUUGCAGAGCAUAAGCUGGAUGAUAUCUCACAGGAGAUCAAUAUCAUUGGCCAACUUCGAUCCUACCUAGCUAUGGCGGGUGUCGACCUCCUAAUUGCGGAAGCUGGCACGUUGGAGCUAUCUGCGUUGUUGCAGGGAGCCCCUUCACUGAGAAGCACCAUUUGGGUUGCGAAUCAUGGCAGCCGACAUAUGGAUUGGAGCCAAGUACCGGAAGGGAUUGGAGGAGAUAUCGAGGUAGCUGUGUGGCAUGAGCUGGUCAAGGACAAAAAGGCUCUUGUAGGGACAGAGGUGCCAGCUACUGUUUCGGACACCCCAACCCACCCUAUUGUCGCUUUCUGGGCCACCUCAGCCGAGGAAGGACAAUUCGUCGAGUAUUCACCUGCUGCCUUGGUGGCCGGAAUUGCUGGCUUAGGCUCCGUCCUUCCCCAUGGCCAGCACCUAACAUCCUCUGACCUGGUUCUCUCCAUCGACUCCCUGACCCGCUCGUAUCCACUUUGCAUCAUCCUCGCCGCGCUAUACGUGAACGCUUCCGUCGCAUUCAAUUCCGUUUCUGGCGAACAUGUUAAUUUUGCCCUUGCAACGGCUGGCAUCUCUCCCACCAUUAUCAUUGCUUCCUCCGAAACAAUGCAGAACUACCACACCGAAUAUAUGGCCCCUCAAAUAAGCCUCGUAGCCAAGUUUGGUCGAUUCAUACAACGCAGAUCUCUUGAUGGCGGUACAAUGCCUAGGCAAAAUAUACUUACCAAGCUUGCCAACUUGGGGCCCACCUCAGAACUGUCCCGUGAAAAUCUUCGCCUGAUCUUCAUCUCUUAUCGAAUCGACGCGAACCCAGAGUGCCAACUUACCUCUGAACAAUUGACGGAUUUGAGAGUGUUUACUGGUGCGCGGGUGAUAUAUGCGUUGACUGCUCCGACAGUUGUCGGUGCGGUUAGCCAGACGAAUGUGUUUGAUUACAGGAGCUUUGCCGGCCGCAGCCAUUUCGGAGCUCCGUUGAGUAAUGUUGAAAUAAAAUUAAUCCACGAUAAAGAGGAGGAUGCCAGCAAGCAUGGAAGACUGGCAGACGGAAAGAUAUUUGUAACCGGUCCCGCUACUGUGGGAGGAAAGUCUUUAUUGGAAGCCCGAGGAUACUUCAACGACGAUUGCACACUCUCUCUGUCUUAA